AUGCCGACAUUGUUCUUAUCACAGUGUGUUGAUGGGGUCAAGUAUGCGUUCCCCAAAGCCAUGGCCCACCUGGAUGAAUCCUGCAAGUAUCGUCGCGUCUUUGGCCACUGGGAGCAAGUCAAAGCAUGGCCCAGAAUUGCCAAGUACUUGGCAAGCGACAAGCGUCAAAAGUAUGGUAAUGGUAUUUAUCGACACUAUCCUGACGGAGACGUGGUUCCUGAGACAGUUGCCGCAUCGACGUGA
This is a messenger RNA of Akanthomyces muscarius, 243 nucleotides long. RefSeq lists its product as uncharacterized. NCBI's taxonomy places the organism in Eukaryota, Fungi, Ascomycota, Sordariomycetes, Hypocreales, Cordycipitaceae. Bases 1 to 243 code for a protein of 80 amino acids. The transcript has 2 exons. The record is from RefSeq and is a predicted model, not a curated record.